ACCCUGAAGAAGGCAGGAUGUCCCUGGGUGAGGAGCAGCUUGUGCCAGGAAGGGGUCACAGCAGCUGACCAGUGAGACAUGGCCUGGUAUAAUGAGCCAAGCCCUUAUACUGUGGAAUCUGUCAUUCUCACCCCAGCACAUCCAGGGCCCAGAGCACAAGAGCUGAGGGAGAACUCAGCUGGCUAUAGGUACCCACCAUGGAGACGUUGAGGGGGCCACAUCCUACAUCCUUUGGAUUAUGGCUUGGACAGAAUGGUCCCUUUUCCCCCUAGGAACUCCUUAGGGCCUCUGCUGCUACUUACCCUGGGCUCCAAAAGUACAAGAGACACAUGAUCUCGCCUGGAGUCUUCUCAGCUUUCAUCCUUCCUCAGACACGGACAUGACCCCCUUCCCACCACUGCACUGUCCUCUUCAGCAGACCCCCUUCUUCCAUCUCCUGCCCUUGGACCUGCCUGAGCCCUGACCACCAGCCCUUGCAGCCUGAACCCAGGGGCUGCUUCUCCCCUAAUAUCCCAAGCACCUCCUGGCUGGGACAAGAGUGCUCCCCACUGUAUACUCCACACACCUCAGCUCCUCUGAAACCCCUUUUGGCCGGUAGUAUCAUAUACACCUUCCUCCCUGUGGUCAUUUGACCCCAAUGACCUCGGUUCUGGGGACAUGCUGUUAUUUCCACUCAGGCACCCACUGCUGUUUUUGGUGACCGACAUCCACAGAAAUGGGGCAGCCAACGCCUUGGCCUGUCGGUCCACGGAAGCGCCGCUCUGCGUGCUGAGCUACCUGGCCGGCAUCGCCUGGUUCCUGGCGCUGGCUUUCCCGCCGCUGACCCAGCGCACUUACAUGUCGGAGAAUGCUAUGGGCUCCACCAUGGUGGAGGAGCAGUUUGCGGGCGGAGACCGUGCCCGGGUCUUUGCCCGGGACUUCGCUGCCCACCGCAGGAAGUCGGGGGCUCUGCCAGUGGCCUGGCUGGAGCGGACAAUGCAGUCAGUGGGACUGGAGGUCUACACGCAGAGUUUCUCCCGGAAACUGCCUUUUCCAGAUGAGACCCACGAGCGCUAUAUGGUAUCAGGCAUCAACGUGUAUGGCAUCCUGCGGGCACCGCGUGCUGCCAGCACUGAGUCCCUGGUGCUCACUGUACCCUGUGGCUCUGACUCUACCAACAGCCAGGCUGUGGGACUGCUGCUGGCACUUGCUGCCCACUUCCGGGGGCAGAUCUACUGGGCCAAAGACAUCAUCUUCCUGGUGACAGAACACGACCUUCUGGGCACUGAGGCUUGGCUUGAAGCCUACCACGAUGUCAAUGUCACCGCUCAUUCACCUGCUUCUACAGGUAUGCAGUCAUCCCCUCUGCAGGGCCGAGCUGGGGCCAUUCAGGCAGCUGUGGCCCUGGAGCUGAACAGUGAUGUGGUCACUAGCCUUGAUGUGGCCGUGGAGGGGCUCAACGGACAGCUGCCCAACCUGGACCUGCUUAACCUCUUCCAGACCUUCUGCCAGAAAGGAGGGCUGCUGUGUACACUGCAAGGCAAGCUGCAGCCCCAGGACUGGGCGUCAAUAGACGGCCCAUUGCAGAGUGUGCAGACAUUGCUGCUCAUGGUUCUGCAGCAGGCCUCCGGCCGCCCCCAUGGCCCCCACGGCCUCUUCCUGCGCUACCGCGUGGAGGCUCUAACCCUCCGUGGUAUCAACAGCUUCCGCCAGUAUAAGUAUGACCUGGUGGCAGUGGGCAACCGUGACUGCCCCACACCCGGCAGGGCUCUGGAGGGCAUGUUCCGCAAGCUCAACCACCUCCUGGAGCGCCUGCACCAGUCCUUCUUCUUCUACCUGCUCCCCGCGCUCUCUCGCUUCGUCUCCAUCGGCCUCUACAUGCCGGCUGCCGGCUUUUUGCUCCUGGUCCUUGGUCUCAAGGCUCUGGAACUGUGGAUGCAGCUGCAUGAGGCUGGAGUGAGUCCUGAGGAGGCUGGGGGGAUCUCUGGAUCCAGUCCUCCCCUCCCCCUAACACAGGGUGUGGGGCUGGCCUCCCUUGUGGCGCCCUUGCUGAUCUCCCAGGCCGUGGGCCUGGCCCUCUAUGUCCUGCCAGUGCUGGGUCAACAUGUGGCCACCCAACACUUCCCUGUGACUGAGGCUGAGGCCGUGGUGCUGACACUGCUGGCCAUCUGUGCAGCAGGCCUGGCCCUUCCACACAACACCCACCGGGUGGCGAACCCACAGGCCCCAGACAGGGGCUGGAUGGCUCUGAAGCUGGUGGCCCUGAUCUACCUGGCACUACAACUGGCCUGUACCACCCUCACCAACUUCUCUCUGGGCUUUCUGCUGGCUGCCACCAUGGUACCCACCGCUGCACUCAUCAAGCCCUCUGGGCCCCGCUGCACUUUGGGCUCCUGGCCUGCUGUCUGCUGUUCACGUGGGGCCCCAGGAAGCUCUGCCUGCAGCGCUUGGCACCUGCUCACCUUCCUGGUCCGCUUACUGGGCAGCAGGAGUGAGGCCCCAGCUGCAUCUGCCUUGGGUGGAGAGCCUUGGAUGGACACUUGGGAUAUGGAAUUGGCACACGCAGACCUGGCCCAGCCCCAAGUGCACACUCCAACCUUGGCGAUCUCUGCACACCGUGGUCCAGUGCUGUGCCUGAGGAGAUAGAUCAGGCGGGGCUCGGGGGGCCUGACGGGAGCUGAGGCGUCUGGAGAUAGCAAAGCACCGUCCAGCGCUGGAGCUAACAGGGAAAAGGGUCCGGAGCUAGGUCCCUGCAGAAGAGGCCCUGGGUAUGGAGAGUGGUGGCCCAGCGAUGGCCAGAACCUCGAUGGGGGCUUGGGAUGGAGCCGGGAGGAACACCAGCCCAGCUUCCAGCCCAGGUCAGGUGCCCAAGAGAGGUGGAGCAGCAGAAUCCAUCCAGCACCACCCAGAGCAAACAGGCCCCAGGACAGGGACCACUCAAGCCCCCACUGGGAGGGCACUGACAGGCUGGUACAUGGAGAAGCCACUGAUUGUACCAAAACCUCUGAAGGGAACUGGGGUGUCCAGCAUCCAUUCUGGAGGGAAGACAAGCAAAGUGCAGCCUUUUGGUGAUGGUAGGGCCGUAUCAGGCCAAGAGGCCUCUGCUCACGAGAGGACCAAGGUGUCCCCCAGGGCAGCGAGAGCAGAGGCCUCAGUGUGAGAGGGAGGCACAGAGGCACUGCCUAGAGCAUAAGCUCAGGACCAGUACCCCUUUAGGACCAUGUCUUGGAAGAGGGGAAGAGGGUGGCCUGGGAAGGCCCCAGAAGGAAACUUCAGUCCCUAGACCCCUGCCCAGGCCUGCAUCUGUAGAGAGGUUCAUCUUCUGUGUGCUCCCUGGCCACACACAGCGGGGAGGGCCAGCACCUGGGCAGGUUUCCUCUGGGGCCUCAGAGAAGUCACUGCUGGCCUCUGUUGAAGGGGCAUGUGCACUGUGUCCAGCACUGCCGGGGAGGGGGUGGAGCAGGAGACCCCGCUGUGACCAGCAGCCUGUCUGACCUGCUGUCCUCAAGGUCUGGUGGAACCUAUAGUCACUUCCUCUGUUGAACAAACUUUCCAGCUCCUGAGGCUGGGGAAAGACUUGCAGCCCCCACCCCGAGCACCUCCAGAAGCUCCUCCCUGGCUGACUUCUCUCUGGAUUCUCCCCUGAUACUUCAGGCACCACCCCGCUGUGGGCUCCUGUCUUCCAAGACACGUAGAGACCUCUGCUCUGCUGGGGUCUCCUGUUGUCUCUUUGUGGACUGGUGUUUGAUACAAAAUCCCCUCCAGGCAUUUGAGCCAGGCUUCGGCCUCAAUCAGCCAUUUUUAACUGAACCUAGUCAGUCACUUAAAACAAACCACAAAGACAGAUGCUGUCAUGAAACAUACAAGAGGGGACAAAAGCUACAGAAUCAUCAGUUGUCCUGUACUCGCCUGCGUAGAAUUCUGUCUCUACAGCAGACGGGAAGGGGAGCUCUGGGAGUUCUGAAACUGCUUUGUCCGGGAAGCAGGAUUUCUGCUCAGAUUUUCAUUGAUGUCACUUGUGCAACACAUUUAAAAGGAGGAAAGGGCCAGGCUGGGAAGAUGUAGAUCAGAUGUACAAGGAACAAGUAUAAGGUCCUAAGGCUUUACCCUGGGGGUGUCUGCUUCUGGCCCCCAUGUCCCUUCUUAGUCAAAGAACCCUGAUUUUUUUUCUUUUUUCUAUUUUUUUGAUGGAGGUACUGGGGAUUGAACCCAGGACUUCAUGCAUACUAAGCACAUGCUCUACUACUGAGCUAUACUUUCCCCUUCUUUUUUUAUCCUUUUCUUUCCCAGACCCCUAUUUUGACAUGAGCACAGGUUACCCCAAAUAAAGACGCUCCCAGAUUCCUUGCAGCUAGGUGUGGUCGUGUGGCUGUGGCAGAAGCUUCUGCGGUGAAUUCUGUGUAGGGACUUCGGACAGAGAAUGACCCUCCGAGCCCCCUUCUCUCUCCUGCCCAUGGGAAUGUGAAGCAUGAAGUGCGUCUGAGCUACGGUCCAUGUUAAGGGUGGAGGGA
Molecule: messenger RNA, 4490 nt
Organism: Vicugna pacos (alpaca)
Lineage: Eukaryota; Metazoa; Chordata; Mammalia; Artiodactyla; Camelidae
Source: RefSeq, a predicted model, not a curated record